UGUCUUUUCUAGGGCAACAUCGGCUAGGAAGUUGUGGGCCGAAACCCAACUACACAUUACAUACAAGGUGAGAUGAUUAAGCCCACUAACAAGUCGGACAGUGAUUAAAUUACUAUUGAAAUAAUUUCAGUGAGCACGAAUGAAAUUAAAUAUUUUGAGUGAUUAAACAUGAAAUUUUUUUAUUAAAUUCAAGGACCAAACAUGCAAUUUACUUUUUUUUUUUUUUUUUUUUUGUAUUUGUGAAAAAUUCCCGGAGAAGUAGGUGGAGGAUAGACGUUAUCAAGUAUCAACAACGCAACACCGGAGCAGAACAGAAACUGCCGCCGAAGUGGCAAAGCAGCGGCACUGACUGACUGCUUUUCCUGCAAAUCUGAAUUCUUCUGCGGGAGGGCGCACGAGAAGAGAAGUAAUGAUAGGUUCUAGGUUCGCUUCUUUCCAGCUCCAAGCCCCAACCUUCUUCCUCCCCUCCCUCCCGUUCCCUUCUUCUCCUCGCCGGAGGUUUCGUCAGGAGUGCCGGUCUCGUCGCCGGACGUUUCAAACUUCGCGGACUGGAGCGACCAGUUGCAACUGCCGUGCCGGAGUGAGUAAACCACUGGGUGAAGAACAACAUCAGCUCAACAAUCAAGCGCCCAACCGAGCUUACCCUUUCCAUGAAAUUGAGCCCAAAUGGCAGCUCUACUGGGAAGAGAAUUCCACUUUUCGCACCCCUGAUGAAGUUGAUACCUCCAAGCCCAAGUUUUAUGUGCUCGACAUGUUUCCUUAUCCCAGUGGAGCUGGUUUACACGUUGGCCAUCCACUCGGUUAUACUGCUACCGACAUUCUUGCUAGGUUCAAGAGAAUGCAGGGUUAUAAUGUUUUGCACCCAAUGGGAUGGGAUGCAUUUGGUUUGCCUGCUGAGCAGUAUGCCAUUGAUACAGGGACACAUCCCAAAGUCACGACGUUAAAGAACAUCAACCGAUUUCGUUCGCAGCUCAAAUCUUUGGGGUUCUCCUAUGACUGGGACCGGGAAAUUUCUACCACGGAACCUGAUUAUUAUAAAUGGACACAGUGGAUUUUUCUUCAGCUUCUGAAAAGAGGACUGGCAUACCAGGCAGAAGUUCCAGUCAAUUGGUGUCCUGCUCUUGGAACAGUUUUGGCAAAUGAGGAGGUGGUGGAUGGAGUUAGUGAACGUGGGGGUCAUCCGGUUAUAAGAAAGCCAAUGAGGCAAUGGAUGCUCAAGAUUACUGCCUAUGCCGAUCGCCUCCUUCGAGACCUAGACGAACUUGACUGGCCUGAAAGCAUAAAAGAGAUGCAAAGAAACUGGAUUGGGAGAUCUGAAGGGGCUGAGCUGGAAUUUUGUGUUCUUGAUGAAGAUGCCAAUGAAAGAUAUGUAAAAAUCACUGUCUAUACCACAAGGCCUGAUACCAUUUUUGGAGUGACAUAUUUGGUUGUGGCACCAGAACAUUCCCUGCUUUCAACAAUAGUUUCUGUUGGCCAAAGCAAAAUGGUGGAGGAAUAUAAAGACCUUGCUUCUCGGAAAAGUGACCUGGAGAGGACCGAGCUCCAGAAGGAAAAAACUGGGGUUUUCAGUGGCUGCUACGCCAGGAAUCCUGCUAAUGGGGAAGCAAUUCCAAUUUGGGUUGCCGAUUAUGUUUUGGGGAGUUAUGGAACAGGAGCAAUCAUGGCUGUGCCUGCACAUGACACCCGUGACAAUGAAUUUGCUGCCAAAUACAACAUACCAGUGCGCAUAGUUGUAAAGCCAGAUGGUGAUGAUUGUGUAGAUUCAAGCAAGGCUUUUGCAGGAGAAGGCACUGUUGUGAAUUCAGUAAAUUCAUCAUCUGGUCUUGACAUCAAUGGCUUACCUAGCAAAGCAGCAGCUGCCAAAGUCAUUGACUGGGCUGAGAAAUAUGGAAAUGGGACAAGAAAGGUGAACUACAAGUUGAGGGAUUGGCUUUUUGCAAGGCAGCGUUACUGGGGGGAACCUAUUCCAGUUGUUUUCUCGGACGAUACUGGUGAAAUCAUUCCCCUUCCAGAAACUGACCUUCCUCUUACACUACCAGAAUUGGAUGAUUUUACUCCCACGGGGACAGGAGAGCCACCCCUAACAAAAGCUGUUUCUUGGGUUAACACUGUUGAUCCUUUAUCUGGAAAAGCUGCCAGAAGAGAAACAAGCACCAUGCCUCAGUGGGCAGGUUCUUGCUGGUACUAUUUGAGAUACAUGGACCCAAAGAACUCCAAAGAAUUAGUUGAUAAGAGGAAAGAAAUCUAUUGGAGCCCUGUUGAUGUCUAUGUUGGUGGUGCUGAACAUGCUGUUCUCCACUUACUUUAUUCAAGAUUCUGGCACAAGGUCCUGUACGACAUUGGUAUUGUAUCAACCAAAGAGCCGUUCAAGUGCGUGAUAAACCAGGGAAUCAUCCUUGGGGAAGUUCAAUACACAGCUUUCAAGGACCAAGAUGGUAACUAUGUAUCUGCGGACUCGGUUAAUGCAUCUGAUGAACUUUAUCAGGAAGUAAUACCUGAGGAAAAGGUGAAGAAAUCUGGAGAUGGGUAUGUGCUGGAUGAGAAUCCUGGAAUCCAAGUGAUGGCACGAGCACACAAGAUGAGCAAAAGCAGGGGAAACGUUGUGAACCCUGAUGAUGUUGUUGGGGAGUACGGAGCUGAUGCUUUGAGAUUGUACGAGAUGUUCAUGGGGCCUUUCAGGGAUACAAAAACAUGGAACACCAGUGGCAUCGAAGGUGUGUAUCGUUUCUUGGGAAGAACUUGGAGGUUGAUUGUUGGCUCGCCUCUAGCUGAUGGCAGUUUCCAAGAUGGGAGCUUGGUGGUUGAUGUCGAACCUAGCUUUGAACAGCUCCGUUCUCUUCAUAGAUGCAUAGCCAAGGUAACUGAGGAAAUUGAAGCCACGCGAUUCAAUACUGGGAUUUCUGCAAUGAUGGAGUUCGUAAAUGCAGCCAAUAAGUGGGACAACCUCCCAAGAAGCAUAGCAGAAGCAUUUGUGCUGGUGUUGGCACCAUAUGCGCCCCACGUGGCCGAGGAGCUUUGGUUUCGUCUGGGUCAUUCCAACACAUUGGCGCACGCACCAUUCCCGGAGGCGAGGUCAGAGUACCUGAAGGAGGCAAAGAAAGUGCUCCCUGUUCAGGUGAACGGGAAGACGAGGGGAACGGUGGAGGUAGACGAAGGUUGCUCGGAGGAGGAAGCGUUCAGGAUUGCAUCCCAGGACAGCAAACUGUCAAGGUUCCUAGAGGGGAAGUCGAUCAUCAAGACGAUAUACGUUCAAGGAAAGAUAUUGAACGUGAUCUUGGGCGGGAAGGGGGCCAAGCCUAAACCGAAACCCAAUCCUGAUGCUUCACGGAUUAUUGUUCAAUGAUAAAACCGGGAGUAGCCCAGUUUGUAAG
This is a messenger RNA of Linum trigynum, 3371 nucleotides long. NCBI's taxonomy places the organism in Eukaryota, Viridiplantae, Streptophyta, Magnoliopsida, Malpighiales, Linaceae. The record is from the annotation of a GenBank genome assembly.